This is a messenger RNA of Perognathus longimembris pacificus (Pacific pocket mouse), 2084 nucleotides long. It is a transcript of the gene Tchp, whose product is annotated as trichoplein keratin filament binding. The record is from RefSeq and is a predicted model, not a curated record. Bases 145 to 1647 code for a protein of 500 amino acids. Gene Ontology annotation, cellular component: keratin filament. NCBI's taxonomy places the organism in Eukaryota, Metazoa, Chordata, Mammalia, Rodentia, Heteromyidae. Gene Ontology annotation, biological process: apoptotic process. The transcript has 13 exons.
UGUUGCCGGGCAACGAGCGAGGAAACGGCCGGAGCGGAUGCGGCGCGGGCUGGGAGAGCUUUGAGCGGGAAGGGCGGAGACCGGUCGCGGGCAUGCGGCAGUUUGAGCUCGGCGACUCUUGGGACAGUCCAGGUGCGGAGAAACAUGGCACUCCCCACGCUGCCUGCAUACUGGUGCAGCCGGAGGCUCCUGAACCAGCAUGUCGUGCGGCAGCGCCAGCGCGAGCAGGAGGCCCAGCUUCAGCAGCAGUGGGAGCAGAACAGCCGUUAUUUCAAGCUGUCUGACAUCUGCAGCUCCAAACAGGCAGAAUGGAGUUCCAAGACCUCCUACCAGCGGAGCAUGCACGCCUUCCAGCGGGAGAAGAUGAAGGAGGAGAAGAGGAGGAGUCUGGAGGCCCGUCGUGACAAGCUCAGGAAGCUCAUCGUGGAGGAGCAGGACCUGCUGGCCAGGGAGCUGGAGGAGCUGAGGCUGAGCGUGAGCUUGCGGGAAAGAAGAAUCCGGGAGCAGCAUAGGAAUCUCAAAUCAGCUCGAGAAGAGCAAAGAAAACUGAUUGCGGAGCAGCUUCUGUAUGAACACUGGAAAAAGAACAACUCAAAACUAAGAGAGAUGGAGUCAGACCUUCACAGGAAGCAUGUGAUAAGCUCUUGGGAAAUACAGAAAGAAGAAAAGAAACAGCAAGAUGCUGCUGAAGAGCAGGAGAACAAGCGGCAUGAAAACCAAUACGAAGCAGCGCGAAGGGAAGCGCUGGAGCAGAUGAAAGCCGAAGAGGAGAGGCGGCGGCUGGAGGAUAAGCUGCAGGCCGAGGCACUGCGCCAGCAGAUGGAAGAGCUGAAGCUGAAGGAGAUGGAAGCCACCAAACUGAAGAAGGAGCAAGAGAAUCUGCUGCGGCAGCAGUGUGAGCUGGAGCGGCUGGAGGAGGAGAGGAGGCUGACGGCGUCCCUCCUGCGCAAGGCAGAGCUGGGGCGCUUUUUGAAACAUCAGUAUAAUGCACAACUUAACAGACGUGCCCAGCAGAUCCAAGAGGAGCUGGAGGCCGACAGGCGGAUCCUGCAGGCGCUCCUGGAGAAGGAAGAUGAGGCCCAGCGUGCACAGCUGGCCAGGCGGGAGCAGGCCUUGGCUGACGCGGCCUGGAUGAAGCAAGUCAUCGAGCAGCAGCUGCAGCUGGAGAGGGCGAGGGAGGAGGAGCUGCAGGUGCUGUUGAGGGAAGAGGCCAAGGAAAUGUGGGAGAAGAGAGAGGCGGAGUGGGCUCGAGAGCGGAGUGCGAGGGACAGACUGAUGAGCGAGGUUCUGCUGGGAAGGCAACAACAAAUACAAGAGAAAAUUGAACAGAACCGGCGGGCACAGGAAGAGUCCCUAAAACACAGGGAGCAGCUCAUUCAGAGUCUGGAGGAGGCAAGGGAGUCGGCUCGGCGUGCAAAGGAGGAGAGUGAAGAACUGAAGGUGGCCAGGAAGCAGGAGCUGGAAGCCCAGGUGGCAGAGCGCCAGCUGCAGGCAUGGGAAGCAGACCAGCAGGCAAAGGAGGAAGAGGCGGCGGCCAGGCAGGCAGAGCAGCUCUCCGAUGCUUGGCUGCAGCAGGAGAUAAAGACCAUGGCCCAGCAAGGCUACCGGCCCAAGCCUUAUGGACAUCCCAAAGUGGCGUGGGACUGACCUCAUUGGUGCCAGAAGCAAAGGGAAGGGCGCCGAGUAUGUCAAGCCCAACAGUGCUUGGUUCUGGUCGGGGUUCAGGGCACUGUUGGGUAGUUCAGCCACACCUGCUCAGGUACAUCAGGCCUGGCCAGACAUUGUAGUGUUGGGGGUGUACCCCACCCAGAGGCACUACCUUGCUUUUCUCAUCCAAGAUAGGCCCUGUAUAGCUUCACAUUUACAGCGCUGCCAACUUAAGUUUUAGGUUUAUAAUGUAAAGGUCUAGGAGAAUAUUAAGAGCUACCCACUGUUCUCCAUGGCAAGAUAGGUUUUUUCUAAAUUAUAACUGUCAACCACCAGUGAAAACUGGAGACAGGGUUUUUCCUUUUUAAAAUUGCAUAUUGCCUUGAAAACACUUAAGAAAUUUUGGUGCAGUCUAUAUCAAGGUUUAUUAACUUAGU